AUGGGCGGCGGCGGAAUGGGCGGUGGUGGAAUGGGCGGCGGCGGAAUGGGCGGAGGCGGAAUGGGUGGCGGCGGCAUGGGUGGCGGCGGAAUGGGCGGCGGUGGAAUGGGCGGCGGCGGAAUGGGCGGCGACGGAAUAGGAGGCGGCGGAAUGGGCGGCGGCGGAAUGAGCGGCGGGAGCAUGGGUGGCGGCGGAAUGGAAGGUGGCGGAAUUGGCGGCGGCGGCAUGGGCGGCGGCGGAAUGGGCGGUGGUGGAAUGGGCGGCGGAAUGGACGGCGGGGACAUGGGCGGCGGGGGCAUGGGUGGCGGCGGAAUGGGCGGCGGUGGAAUGGGCGGCGGCGGAAUAGGAGGCGGCGGAAUGGGCGGCGGCGGAAUGGGCGGCGGGGGCAUGGGCGGCGAGGGCAUGGGUGGCGGCGGAAUGGAAGGUGGCGGAAUGGGCGGCGGCGGAAUGGACGGCGGCGGAAUGGACGGUGGUGGAAUGGGCGGCAGCGGAAUGGGCGGCGGCGGAAUGGGUGGCGGCGGAAUGGAAGGAGGCGGAAUGGGCGGAGGCGGAAUGGGCGGCGGCAGAAUGGGCGGCGGCGGAAUAGGAGGCGGCGGAAUGGGCAGCGGCGGAAUGGGCGGCGGGGACAUGGGCGGCAGGGGCAUGGGUGGCGGCGGAAUGGAAGGUGGCGGAAUGGGCGGCGGCGGAAUGGGCGGCGGCGGAAUGGGCGGCGGCAUGGGCGGACCUGGGUCCUCCGCUCCCCGAUCACAAUCAGCCAUGGGUCCUGGGGGGAACACGGGCGGCGGGGGAAAGGGAGGUGGCGGAAUGGGCGGCGGCGGGAUGGGCGGAGGCGGCAUGGGUGGCGGCGGCAUGGGCGGCGGCGGAAUGGGCGGCGGCGGCAUGGGUGGAGGAGGAAUGGGAAGUGGCGGAAUGGGAGGCGGCGGAAUGGGCGGCAGGGGCGGCAUGGGAGGGGGUAUGGCCGGACCUGGGUCUGCUCCCGGAUCACUAGCAGCCAAGGGUCCUGGGGGGAACAUGGGCGGAGGCAUGGGCGGCGGCGGAAUGGGUGGCGGAGGCAUGGGCGGCGGAGGAAUGGGCGGCGGAGGAAUGGGCGGCGGAGGAAUGGGUGGGUCAGGGUGGGUUGCUCCAGGGUCGCAGGCAGCACCCGCCCAGGGUGGACCUGGGAUGGGCGGAGAGAUGGGCGGAGGGAUGGGCGGAGGGAUGGGCGGAGGGAUGGGCGGAGGGAUGGGUGGAGGGAUGGGUGGAGGGAUGGGCGGAGGGAUGGGUGGGCCUGGGGGGGGCAACAUGGGAGGUGGUAUGGGCGGACCAGCGUAG
Closterium sp. Naga37s-1 is the source of this 1311-nucleotide messenger RNA. Lineage: Eukaryota; Viridiplantae; Streptophyta; Zygnematophyceae; Desmidiales; Closteriaceae. The record is from the annotation of a GenBank genome assembly.